UACGACGGUAAACUGCUGAAACUAAAUUUUGUCCUGCGCAGUAAUACGCCUAGUAUCCUCCACAGUGCCAAAAUCAUACAAAAAGAAGCGUGAAAACGGUGCUCCAAUACAUCAAAUUAUGUCAACAAACGUUACAAAAUUGUCUUUUUUUAAAAUGUACACAGCAAAUGUACAUUUUUAAUCCUCUUUCUUACGUCAGUUCCUUGGGUCCGUGAACGUAUCUCGCCUUGUAACACACAUAAUUAACCUCUAAGGGAGUAAAGGAUGAGUUAAGGCAUGUGGGGUGAUUUUUUUUUCUGCUCCACAUGACAUAAUCGUUAUGCAUCCCGCAGAUAUUAUUCACACUAAGGUGACAGUGCUUUGAAUUCCGAUACCAUUUGAAUUUGCUAUUUAUGGGAGCUUUUAUUUAUUAUUUAAGCUGUGGCUGCAUGUCUCAUAUCAAUAUUUAAAUAUGUUCAUGCAGUAUGCAUCCCUUCCCUGACUCACAAUAUUUAUGUGUCUGCAGGCAUCAAAUAAAUAGUUGUGUUUGUGCAUGAUGCAGCAGCUGGGGAAUACAUCUAGAGAACAGAGUGCUCUCUCUCUCUCUCUCUCUCUCUCUCUCUCUCUCUCUCUCUCUCUCUCUCUCUCUCUCUCUCUCUCUCUCGCUCCCACUUUCUCUCUCUCUCUCUAUCUCUCUGUCUAUCUAUCUUUCUAUCUGUCCUCCUGACUGCAGUCUGCAUACAGUGCCACACUGCUGCUGCUGCUGCUGCUGCUGUGUGAUAUGAGCGUGGGAGGAACAGUUUCCUCUCCUCUUCAGAAAAUGAACACACAUCUUCCCGUAACUGCUGCUGCAGGGGUGGAUUUGGCUUCCUGUCUCCUACAUUGCACAAUCUUUCAGCUCUGCUCGGACAGAUAAGUAAGACAAAAGAAGGAGCGCUGGAAGACGAGGAGAAGGGGUGGGAGAAGAGACAAGAGGAAAGGACGGUAAAGAGCCACAGUGGGGUGUGGGGGUGUGGGGGAUAAUAGAUUGCAAAAAAAAAGAGGGGGAGAGGUUGAAUGGCAGAGGAGGAGUGAGGAGAGGAAGGGAGGCAGGGGUGGACACGGGGAACAGAAGAUAGAGUGAGUUACACUGCAGUAGAAUGAGGGUUAGAGUGAAAGAGAGAGCCAAGAAGCAUUUGAGCUGCCAGCCUUUUGCACGCCACUCAGGAUCUGUCGCCGCGCACUCCUCUUUCUGAAGAGGCAAGAAGACGAAUCCACCGUGGAGGCGAGAAGGAGAAGGAGGAGGGGGGCUGAGGAGGAGGAAGCCAGAGGUUCUACACACAAGAUGGCUGCUGUGUCCUCUGCCUCUGACACUGGAGACCCCAGGGGCCGACACCCCCCUGAGCGCAGACUACUGAUCCUGGGGGGGCCACAGUCUGGCAAGACCUGCACCGCCAACACCAUCCUGGGGGACGAGGUCUUCGACGCAGGGACGGAGACCACUCACAGCAACGUGGGCCAGACGGAGAUCUACGGCCGACGGGUUACCGUGGUUGACACCCCGCCAUGGACCAUCCCCAGCGACCCGGAGGACGACACCGAAGCUGACAACAACGACAAUGCUGGUGCUGAGUCGGACAGCCCACCACGGGCCCCGCCUAGCCUGGACAGCGAGGGGCCGUGCAUGGGGGCCAUUCUCUGUCCUCCUGGACCCCAUGCAAUCCUGCUGGUGGUGUCUGUCACGCAGCCUUUCACUGACACACAGAGGAGGGCCGCAGAGGAGCAGUUAGGGGCCCUGGGUGGAGGGACCUGGAGGUACUCGAUGGUGCUCUUUACUGGGGUGGACAAACUUCCAAAAGGUGUCUUCAUCGAGGAGCACAUAGCGAACACUGGAGAGGCCCUGCAGUGGCUGGUGGAGAGGUGUGGAAGCAGGUACCAUCCUUUUGAUAACACUCGGAAAGAAACAGAGGACAACACACAGGUACCCGAGCUGAUGGAGAAGGUAGAGGAAAUGAUCACUGACAACCAAGGCUGGUACUUUGAGGUGAAUGAGCUGAUUUUGCUGGAGGAAGAGCAGGCCAGGAGAGCUUUGGAGGAAGAGAGGAUGAGGAUGGAGGAGCACGCAAGGCAGAGGGAGCAGAUGAUCGGAGGACCUCCCAGAGAGUUGAGGCUGCUAUUGUUGGGCUGGAAGGGUGUUGGAAAGAGCUCAGUGGGGAACUCCAUCCUUGGCCGCCGGUACUUUGAGUCGGGCCAGGAGACGGAGCUGUGCCUUAGGAGGCAGGCACUUGUGUCUGGUCGCCGGGUCACUAUAGUCGACACCCCGGGGUGGGACUGGUUCUCAGUGAGGCGAACCCCCAAGCGCAUCCGCCAGGAGUCACAGCGUGGCGCUGCCCUCCUGAGACCUGGACCCCACACCCUGCUGUUGGUCCUCCCAGUCGUCUCAUCCCUCACUGCCAGGAAGAGGCGAACACUUCUGGCUCACAUAGAGACUCUGUUUGGUGACAGCGCGUGCCUCCACACCAUGAUACUGUUCAGCUGUGGCGACUGGCUGGGCCGCACCCCCAUAGAGGAGCACAUUCUCAGAGGGGGGCGCGAGCUGCAAAGACUGCUUGAGUACUGUGGGAACUAUUAUCACGUCCUGGACAGUAAGACUCCUGGAAAGGACAGGAGUGUCUCAGUCCUGCUGGAUAAGAUCGAGGAGAUGAUCAGGGAAAACGGUGACAAGGCCUUCCUCCCCAUACAGACCGAGUGGUUGAGCGAGGAGAGCUCUUACUCUUCAGACAACACCGAGCCUGAGGAUGACUGUAGGGGAUGCCAGCUACAGUGACACGAUCGUAGCAAAAGGAAAGUGGUCCGGCCCAUGUUCUGAGUCUUCAAUAGGCCCAAACAUCACCUCAUGUAACUUAAACCUCAUCUAGAUUUCCCUCUCAGACUCUGAGGAGUUCUGAGGAGAAAACUGAGAUAAAACAAAAGGUUUGGAACAGGAGUCUCGUAAUGAGUAGCUCUUUGUUGGAAAAGUACCUGAACUCACUGAUCACUGAGCAAAGCUCUCCCUGGACUUAAAGUGAAUGAAUAACCACGUCUGAGACUAAAUGUUCUCCUCAAACCAGAGAGGAGGAGAAAUAUUCUGCUUCUGCUUCAAGGGACCAGAGCUCGAUCCCUGUUCAUGAGCAUGUUCACAGAAGUCAACUGCUGCUAAAGAGACCCUGUUUCAACACUGCAGAGUAAAGAAUUACUCGUCAUUAUAACUCUUUGUUCAGACUGCACUGACCACCUUUGUAUCACAAGUUGAGAGUUAGUGGUUUGUCAUUUUGCUCUCAGCUAACAUCAAAACCAAGAAGAAAUAUGUUUGAGAAGAGAAUAUUAUCAUGAGCAGUCAGAUUUGGCGGUAGCACUCACAUCUGCUGUAAGUUUGUCACUCUCUUUGUUAAUGCAAGACUAAGAGGAAUGUCUCCAUGUAAUUCUUGUGCCAUACAUUUUGACUAGAUUUUACAAAAUAGUCAUCCCCUUCUGCAUCACGUGCCAUUUGAGUUUCAUUUGAAUCAAAGGAUUCAAAGGAAAGGGUUUGAGUGAACGCAACCCUUUGAACACCAAAACAAAACAUGAGCAGUGUGGCAAAAGAUGAUAAUAUGUACUGAAAUGUGUGCACAUCAAUGUAAAAAAAAUGUUUUUAAAAAGCGAGGAUAGCCUUGAGUUGUUUGUGUACCUUCAGACAUGAAACAUGCUCUCUGAUCUCUCACGAAUGAUAUUAAAGUGAGUUUUCUUCA
Molecule: messenger RNA, 3725 nt
Organism: Thunnus maccoyii (southern bluefin tuna)
Lineage: Eukaryota; Metazoa; Chordata; Actinopteri; Scombriformes; Scombridae
Product: GTPase IMAP family member 8
Exons: 6
Coding region: 1304-2785 (493 amino acids)
Molecular function (GO): GTP binding
Source: RefSeq, a predicted model, not a curated record